CCAGAGACUGCUCUACUGCACCUUGUGACUCUUGCACACCGCUCAGCCGCCGAACCUUCUGGCCAGCAACACACACUCGAGCCUCAGCUGCCCCUCCAACCACACAGCCCACACGCCCAUCAUGUCUUACGAGAAGAAGGCAGUGCACUUUGGCGGUGGUAACAUCGGCCGUGGCUUUGUCGCCGAGUUCCUCCACAACUCGGGCUUCGAGGUCAUCUUCGUGGAUGUCAUGGACUCCAUCAUCGAGUCGCUCCAGAAGACGCCUUCAUACACAGUCACGGAGAUUGGUGACGAUGGCGAGCGCAAGUUCACCAUCGACCACUACCGCGCCAUCAACUCCAAGCACGAGAUGGACAAGGUCAUUGACGAGAUUGCCUCUGCUGAUGUCGUCACCUGCGCCGUCGGCCCCAACAUCCUCAAGUUUGUUGCUGAGCCUGUGGCAAAGGCCAUUGAGAAGCGCACUGUGGACUACCCCAUUGCCGUCAUUGCCUGCGAGAACGCCAUCAACGCGACAACCACAUGGAGAGGCUUCAUCGAGGGCAAGCUGAGCGAGGAGACGAAGAAGAACAUUGACAGCAAGGCGCGCUUUGCCAACUCGGCCAUUGACCGCAUUGUCCCACAGCAGCCCCCCAACGCAGGCCUCGACGUGGUCAUUGAGAAGUUCCACGAGUGGUGUGUUGAGCAGAAGCCAUUCGAGAACGGCGGCAAGAAGCCGGAUGUUAAGGGCAUCCACUACGUCGAUGACCUCGAGCCAUACAUUGAGCGCAAGCUCUUCACUGUCAACACUUCACAUGCCACUGCGGCCUACUACGGACACCAGAAAAAGAUCACAUACAUUCACGAGGUUCUCCACAACAAGGAGCUCCACGACACUGUGCGCGACGUUGUCAGGGAGACUGCCCACUUGAUCACCAACAAGCACGGCGUCAGCACCCAGGAGCAAAACGACUACGUUGAGCAAAUCAUUGAGCGCAUCUCCAACCCUGUUCUCAAGGACAAUGUCGAGCGUGUUGGGCGUGCUCCUCUCCGAAAGCUCUCGCGCAAGGAGCGCUUCAUUGGCCCCGCCGCUCAGCUGGCUGAGAAGGGCGACAAGGUGGAUGCUCUCCUCGGCGCCGUUGAGCAGGCUUACCGCUUCCAAAACGUCGAGGGCGACGAGGAGUCUGCUGAGCUUGCCAAGAUUAUGAAGGAGCACUCUCCCGAGGAGGUUGUCACCAAGGUCAACGGCAUCAACAAGGGCGAGCCUCUCUUUGACCGUCUUGUGGCGAUUGUCAAGAAGGUGCAGGGUAGUAGCUGAAUAACCGCCGGUAAACUCUGAGGAGACAUUGGUGGUACUGGCUGAGGGAUUCUGGAGUAUGGGGAUUAACAUGGAUGGGAUUAACAUGGGAAAAAAUGGUGGGAGGAUCAAGUGCGCCUUGAGCGACGGGUUCAUCUAGUGGGGUUUGUACGAACCCACGACAUUGACGAGAUCAGUGUGAUACGUAAUGAGAAUAUGACAUGAAUAAUGAAAUAUACCCUCUACAGUAGGGAUUGACGACUUGACGUUGUCAUGGAGUGUGGAGUGG
Molecule: messenger RNA, 1562 nt
Organism: Exserohilum turcica Et28A
Lineage: Eukaryota; Fungi; Ascomycota; Dothideomycetes; Pleosporales; Pleosporaceae
Exons: 2
Coding region: 122-1294 (390 amino acids)
Biological process (GO): mannitol catabolic process
Cellular component (GO): cytosol
Molecular function (GO): mannitol-1-phosphate 5-dehydrogenase activity
Source: RefSeq, a predicted model, not a curated record